AGGAUGGAGGCUGACCUGUCUGGCUUUAAUAUCGAUGCCCCCCGUUGGGACCAGUGCACUUUCCUAGGGCGGGUGAAGCAUUUCUUCAAUGUCACGGACCCCCGCACCGUACUGGUACCAGAGUGGGAGCUGGACUGGGCCAAAGUGAUGGUGGAGAAGAGCAGGAUGGGGACCGUGCCCCCAGGCACGCGAGUGGAGCAGCUGCUCUACGCCAAGAAGCUGUACGACUCGGCCUUCCACCCUGACACCGGGGACAAGAUGAACGUCAUUGGGCGGAUGUCCUUCCAGGUCCCCGGGGGCAUGAUCAUCACGGGCUUCAUGCUCCAGUUCUACAGGACGAUACCGGCAGUGAUCUUCUGGCAGUGGGUGAACCAGUCCUUCAAUGCCUUAGUCAACUACACCAACAGGAAUGCAGCUUCCCCCACGUCGGUCAGGCAGAUGGCCGUUUCCUACAUCACUGCCACAACCGCUGCCGUGACCACUGCUGUGGGCAUGAACAUGUUGACAAAGAGAGCCCCGCCCCUGGUGGGCCGCUGGGUGCCCUUUGCCGCUGUGGCUGCGGCUAACUGUGUCAACAUCCCAAUGAUGCGACAGCAGGAACUCAUCCAGGGCAUCUGCGUGAAGGACAGGAACCACAAUGAGAUUGGUCAUUCCCGGAGAGCUGCGGCCAUAGGCAUCACCCAAGUGGUUAUUUCUCGGAUCACCAUGGCAGCCCCUGGCAUGAUCCUGCUGCCGGUCGUCAUGGAAAGGCUGGAGAAACUGCGCUGCAUGAAGAGAAUCCGGGUGCUGCACGCCCCAUUGCAGGUUCUGCUGUCCGGGUGUUUCCUCAUCUUCAUGGUGCCAGUGGCAUGUGGGCUGUUCCCGCAGACAUGUGAAUUGCCAGUUUCCUAUCUGGAACCAGAGCUCCAAGACACUAUCAAGGCCAAGUGUGGAGAACCUGUGCCUUAUGUCUACUUCAAUAAGGGUCUCUAAAUGCCCCACCCCAGCAAGGACCAGUCCAUACCCAUAUUUACCAGCUCCUCCUUAGCCACUGUGGAUUCCUGUGCCUCAUUCCUCUUUGCCAACAGGGCCUGUAGGCCAGGGUGGGUUUUGGGGGAUGAGGGUGGGGGUGGGAGGAUGCAUCAUGCUUCUACCCAGGCACCUGGGUUUAUUGGACUCCAGGGGAUAAACGUGAACAAGGGGAGAGAGGCCAAGUCUUCUAUCUGCUCUCCCCUAACCCCUGUCCCCUGGAGACCAGGAGCUGAGACCCUCUCAGGGAGAAGGUGCUGGGACCUGGGGGUGACACUCAAGCAAACCAUUUGGAAAAAUUAGGAAACCUUUAGGAUUCUGGUUCCAGCCAGGAUUGAGGAAGGGCCCCUCUUCUCUUCCUCCUCAUUGGCUCUCAGGCAAGGGAACCUUCCACCUGUGUAGUUCUGGCUCCUUCAGGAAGCGGGAGGGAAGAGGCCAGGUCACCUUGGGGCUCCUCUUUGCUCUUCCCCACUCUCCUCCCCAGGGCCCCCUGGUCAGAAAGCUUCUCUGGGAGUCUUGCUAAACUUGAAUUUAUCAGGCACCCAGGAGUUUUAGUGCAAAAAAAAAAAAGGGCAUUGUGUGAGGCAGCAGAGUUUUGUGGUGCUUCAAGCCCUACCUGUUGACAUUGGCUUUGUUCUCCUGCCCCAAAAAUCAUAUCUGAUUCUAUUUCUCUGUGUCUAAAAGAUAAAUCCACUGACUGUGAGUAAAAAGGAUGUAGAUAGGCAUUAACUGCACAUGUUAGUGGGUAUAGUUUCCUGGCUACCUCCCUUCCUCAGCCCAUUGGGUUAAACACCAAAGAAAGACUGGUGUGUACUGAAUAGGAAAGGGAAGUUUUAUUUGGAUGCCUCUGAGAGGAAAUCAACCAGGACCAAAGAGCCUUAAAGGACACACAGCAAAGCGCAGCCGCUCGCCCUUCCCAGCCUGGCUGCUCUAGGUGAUUUCUCAGGCCCUUGGGGGAGAGGGGGCUGUUGUGGCUGACCUGGGGCCAUGUCUGUAUGAGUUUUGUGUAGUCGAAUUUACUGACUGAUCAAAGGAUAUCACUGUGAAUUGAAUGCAUUUCUUGAAAGAGCACAGUGAACUGUCUGCACACUGAGUUAAUAAAGCCUGGAUGGAAAGCAG
This is a messenger RNA of Balaenoptera musculus (blue whale), 2127 nucleotides long. RefSeq names its product sideroflexin 2 (gene SFXN2). The record is from RefSeq and is a predicted model, not a curated record. Gene Ontology annotation, biological process: serine import into mitochondrion; monoatomic ion transport. Lineage: Eukaryota; Metazoa; Chordata; Mammalia; Artiodactyla; Balaenopteridae. Gene Ontology annotation, molecular function: monoatomic ion transmembrane transporter activity. Gene Ontology annotation, cellular component: mitochondrial inner membrane.